AACAUGGGGGUCAGAAAGCAUGUAUAACGAAAUACUGUAUAGAUUGAGAUGGGAUGAAUAGGAAAUAAAAGGGAGAACGUGAAAGAGAAAGAAAGAGAGGGGGUGGGGGAUGAAGGAAAUAGCACAAAAGAGGAAGAAGAGGAAGAAAGAAAGAAAGAGAUAGGUUACGAGGAGAUAGGGGAGCAGUGAGCAAAGCAGGUCGACUCCACUGGAAGAGAGUGUUAUCAGCAGUUAGACAAACCGGGGAGGCAGAUAAUCUUUAAUAGCUUUUGCGUCUGACGUCCAUCCCUAACAAAAAUAUCCUUCUUCUCACGCCAAAGAGCACCAAAAUAUUGUGCAUAUUUCUGCUUUUCUUUGAACAAUGCCCCUGGUUUAUCAAAUCCACAUCUCAGGGGUUUGUAACUGAUGGGCCAAGUAUGAUCAUGCGUGCGCCUUUGUAAACGCACCAGGAGCAGCGAUCAACGUUAAUCUAAACAGCAUACGAUCAAUUGAUGUUGGAAUGUGAGCAUUGCUUCUACCGGUUAUCUAUCGGCUAAUUACUUUCUGGACUGUAGCUGGUUUGUUGCUGGUUGCUGACGGUCAUUAUAUGUCCAUGUAAUAGUGUCCAUGGUAUGUCCUAAUGAUAUAUGGUGAACAAUUAGUAGACGUCUUCAAAGCAUCCACACUGCAUUUUCUGUCUGCUUGAGUGAAACAUCAAUUUGUCCCGUUCUCCAGUUUGACGAAUCGUUCGAAUCCUUCUUCAGAUAUACUUUAAACAUCAUGAAGGCCUUAUGUAUCUUCCUGCUCUGUGCUGCUACCUCAUACACGUAUGGCAAUACUCCAAACGAAUACGCUUGUCCACAUGCAUGGACUCAGCGAAAUGGCUACUGUUACCGGUACUUCGAUGACAUGUUACCGUGGUCCAUAGCGGAGUCGAGGUGUCAUGAACACUUCGAUUCCGACGGCAUCGCCCAUCUCGUAUCAAUUCAUGAUCAAGCUGAGAAUGACUUCAUCUUUGACAUAUUCAACUCGGCGAACGGUGAUCAUGGUGAUCUCGAUAACACAAAUACUCCUGGCACUGAUCUACCCACCGGGAUGUGGACGGGACUCCACCAGGAGGUACGGGAUGGUCCUUGGGUGUGGUCGGAUGGGUCUUCCAAUGACUUCACCCAUUGGUUACCAGGACAACCCGAUAACGGCUACCAUGCACGAGGUCGACUCAACGAGGACUGCGUCAUCAUAUGGCGGAACGACAUCGGCUCAGAGUCUACACGACAGUGGGACGAUAUCGGAUGCGACGUCCAGGGAGGAAUGCCUUACGUUUGCAAGAUGCCGGCCGUGCCCGAGUUCAAUGACGUCGAAGACAGCAGACAUCAUCAACGCAUUUUGUGAGCAGUGUACGAAGCAGUAAGAACUGAUUGAAAAGGACGAUGCAAACAUAACAGAUACUUAAAGAAGUCUGAGUGCGUUACAACUGAAUUGUGAAGCAUAUACUAUGUCCAUACUCUCCUGUUUCUUCGGUCUCAUAGGCCUUCGCUCUCCUGAGCGUUCGGUCUCGUGAACCUUUUGUCCGUUGGAUGCAUCCCGUAUACUAUCCUUUCUUUGCAAUGUGUAAUAUAAUUAUAAACAUGAAGUCGAUUUCAGUGUGUUUUAGGAUUUAUAUUUAUUACUCAAAAUGUAAAAACAUAUUCCAUUAUUAUAGACAUUUACGAAUCAUGCUUUAUACAAAUAAAACAUUAAAACAUAAUCGUAGGCUCUAAUCAACUUAACUUGAUAAAUGACUCAAAAUUCAACGUAGGAUUCUAUAAAUACUAUAUAUUGUUUGAUGUCCAGAAGAAAUUCAGAAUAAAUAAUCAUCAUCAGGAUUAUAAAAUCGUCUUGAAAAAUAUAAUACGAUAACUUCCAUUUUUAAUGCUUCUGUGACCUUAAUCCGGGAUUUGAGGUCUUUCAGUUAUUAAACAAUGCCAAACGACUACUAGUCAAGUGUGAAAUAUUAAUCGGAGUUGUUUCUAUGUAUAUUUAUACAGGUAUACAAGUCAACAAUAAACACAACAUCAUUGUAUCUUAUU
Strongylocentrotus purpuratus (purple sea urchin) is the source of this 2048-nucleotide messenger RNA. RefSeq names its product alpha-N-acetylgalactosamine-specific lectin. Gene Ontology annotation, molecular function: signaling receptor activity. The record is from RefSeq and is a predicted model, not a curated record. NCBI's taxonomy places the organism in Eukaryota, Metazoa, Echinodermata, Echinoidea, Camarodonta, Strongylocentrotidae. The transcript has 3 exons. Bases 760 to 1371 code for a protein of 203 amino acids.